CCUUUGCAAAGAAGCACCUCCUCUCUCUUAUUCCCACAUGUGAUUGUUAAAUUAUAGUGAUAAUAUGUCAUGAUAACCACUAAAGUUUCUAUUCUCUGUUUCCAGCCUGAAAUGUCAGUGCGAGAUAUCCCUGCACACUCACCUUUUCUGUACACAGUUAUUCCAUAUGAGAAGAAAAACUCCCCUGUGACAACUGAGGAUCUUCAAAUACUUACUAAAAUAUUGGUAGCCAUGUCUGAAGACAGCGACAAGGUCCCCAGUUUGUUAACUGACUACAUCCUCAAGGUGUUGUGUCCGUCACAAGACCUGAUGAUGGUUCCAACAUGAGACACGACUGACCCUGUAACGCCCCCCCCCCCACCUUCCAUCCCCGCACCCUGAGAUGCCCUUUGGAAGAUCCCCGCGUUCCACAGCCCCAACUCUCUCAGGACCUGACUCGUAUCAACUGCUAUGGGAGGAGCGGAGAGACAACUAACUAAAAAAUAUAUAACGUUAUAUUUAGGAUGUACCAAGACAACAAAGGCCAACAAACUUUUCACACAGGCAAGAAGGAAGAUCUUCAGAAGCCUGUAAGCACAGUUGCUGUUGAGAUGUGGAAGAUUGAAUCUUAUUCCGGUUGAUUCGGGUCAGGUGGCCAGCCAACACUGUCAACAACAAGAAUCUGCAGCAUUGAAGAUGAUUCAAAUGUCUUCUCCAUUAGUCCGAGUUUGGUUAGACUAGGAGAUUCCUUUCGCAAGGUCUCAGCUCAAGCUAAGGCGGUUCCAGAUGCCUUGACUAUAAACUACGAUGUACGUGCAAGUCAGACCCAGUUGUGUAAAACCUCGGAAAGCUAUUCGGCUAUUGCAAGUUGUAUUAAUGGGUAUAUGUAGACCAAUGUUGUAACCUCUUUAUAAAGUAGGUAGGGGCAGAGUCAAAGCGUGGAUGGCUUCACAUCUUUGUCUUCCGUGUUAGACCAAUUCUAAAUUUUAUACACCCCUGCACUGCGAAUGAGUCACUCCAUGAACCUGUCACAAUGUUUCCGGUAACCGGUCAUUCCAUUCACAGUGCGGGGGUGUUUGGGCUUUGGUUUAACAGAGAAAGACAUCAAUUCAGAUGGAAGCGCGGAAACGUGUUGGCGCCUGCCAUGCUCUUUUCUAACUCUGGAGGAAACAAAUGCUCAUGACUGUAUAACCAUGGUGUAACAAUUCAUAGUGAGGAUGGCUGUUGGCUCUGGACAUUGUAGCAUGUAUGUGAAGAAAAAGAAACCAACUGCAAAAUAUCCCCGCUUCUAGAAGCUCAUGCAUGACUCCCCUCCCUAGCAAGAUUAUGUGUAUAACUGGUGUGGAAGUUUGUAUAUGGAGAAAUAAUAAUAAGUGCAAAUGCAAAGGUAACGUACAGCAAGUCAUUGAUAUGGAUGUGUCUGUCCAGCGAUGGUGCUAAGGUACAAACCCUGGCCUGUCAUCAUGUAGUUUAGCUCUCACCUGUUUAAUCAUCAUUGUCAAUCCUGCCAUGUAAAAAUGCGCUUCCAAGUAUUGUGGAUAAUAUGUGUUACUGAUAAAGGGAUGGGAGGUUAAGUUAGAAGGAGGAGAUGGCCAUUGGAAAAUGUAGUUCGAAGGUAAAGCAUCAUGGAGGAAGUCACCAAUGCAGUUCUCACAAGAGUUGAUAGGUGGUGCUCGUGUACUAUUCAAAUGACUCAGGUUAUAUUGUCCCAGUACGUCACACCAACAGCAUUGAAGUAAAUAUGUAUAAUCUGCAGGUCUGCCUGUCGUAAAGGGAUAACAAUUCUAUACUGCAGUCUCACAAAAAUACGAGAAGAAAGAACACCCUGUGACUGUGCCAUUGAAGAACUGUUGAAGCAUCGUUUAGGCACAAAGUUUCUGUUGGAACACUGAGAGCACCAACUGACAUCCAAAUUGAGAACUCUAUAUACUAGCAACACCCACUGUUGGUGCAGCCUUGAAAAUGCACUGUCUGAAACAGGUAAUAUAAUCAUAUUGUGUGGGAGUGGAGAGGUAUUAUGAUGCAAAAGAAUGCUGGUUUGGACAAAAAUCAAAACUUAGGCAGAAAGGGAAGUUGCAUAGAGGGCAGGUUAGAUAGACUUUGUAAUGCUACUAGAUUUAAGAAGGACAUCCUUGUGUGUAUGUAGAUGGUAACUAUCAGUGAAAACAAGCUUUCUGGGUAUCAAAAUGCAUUGGCCAUUUAAUGGUGUAAAGUUGUUUAGAUUAUUCUGCAAUGCUUACAAGAUUUUCCUUUUGUAAAAAAAAUGUACAUUACUGUGAUUAUUUUGAUUGCGAAAUUUUAUGUUUUGUACUUUUGUAUUAUUUAUUCUUGUUAAGUUUUUGAACUGCCAAAUUGUUGCAAUGUUAGAAUAAGUGAAAUGAAUUCUACAUUAAAUCUAGAAUUUGAUUAGUUUCCUUUGUAAGGAAGUUUUGUGACCUUGGUUUUAAGUAACUUGUGACGGGCCAACAAGAAGCACCAGCAUUCGUAACUUUGUAUAAUGUUGCAGGUUCAUAUUGCAGACUUAUGUAUAUUUUGAUGGUGCCUCUGUUUAUGAUAUUUUGAUGGUUGGAUAAUGUAUGAACACGUAUAAGCAUGGUCCUGCAACAAUUAAGGCACAGCUUUGAUGGCCAGUUGGCAAAAGGAACAGAGUAGAGUGUACAUACAGUUGCUGUGAAAGUCAGAAUGAGUGGAUAGGCAUGCCCGUAAUGGUGACGCCUUCGUAAGUUGCGAGACAUUAACCAUGAUACAUGAUACACACAUGCUGGGUAAUAAUAAAUGGGCACUCUU
Molecule: messenger RNA, 2766 nt
Organism: Branchiostoma belcheri (Belcher's lancelet)
Lineage: Eukaryota; Metazoa; Chordata; Leptocardii; Amphioxiformes; Branchiostomatidae
Product: fasciculation and elongation protein zeta-2-like
Exons: 4
Coding region: 70-327 (85 amino acids)
Cellular component (GO): axon; cytoplasm
Source: RefSeq, a predicted model, not a curated record